AUGUCUCGAAAUUUAUCAAUUUCUCUGGAAGAUGUGAAGCUGGACCCAACUGUAAGAAUACUUACAAUCAUUGAACUGGUCUACAGUAUUCCUUCAUUCAUUCUUCUGAUAUGCUUCCAAUUUUUGUUAGGGAUUUCGAAAGUAUAUGCAAAUUCAUUUUAUAGACUAGUUCAGUUGGCUUUGUUAACUAACACUUUUGUCUACUUGAAUACAUGGAUUGCAGUUCGAAUGGAGAUGCAUCCAUCUUGUAUUUUAAUUUUAAAGGUCAUUGAAGUAUGGCUACCAGGAUUUUUGACAUGGGCUAAAUAUCUUACUUGGUGGUUUUUGCAUAUACAAUUUCUAUCGGCUUCUUCGCUGACCGUUCACCGAAUUUCUUCAUUUUGGUGGCCUCAAACCUAUGAAAAGUUCUGGACAAAAUGUUAUUUCUAUGUUGGUGCAGCAUUCAUAUUCUACAGUUUUCUGCCAACUUUGACUUGGUUUGAUUUUGCAAAUGAAAUCCUUAUCGUGGACGAUAAACUGAUGAGAUCCAGAAAUCCGGAAAUAAUUAUUAAAGCUACAAAUGUGACGGCUGUAUUUACUGUUGUUUAUUUUAUAAUUCUUUGUGUGCUGGGAAUUAUAACAUCCGUAAUGAUUGGUAAAAAUAAGCAAGCUCUCUCCGCCGUAUACGAAAAAAUUGCCAAGAAACUCACUCAUAUCGCAAUUGUCCACUGCGUCGUGUUUGCUGGAAUUUUAUUAUGGAGUGUUCUCACUUCAUUGAACUCAUAUUGGAACUUUAUCCCAAGUGUUAUUAUUGCAAUUAAUCAAACCCUAAUGGUGUUUUCUUCGGAUUUGAUGACAUUAUCACUACCAUAUAUUCUCUUAUUUUUUGACAGUAAUGUUCAAAGACAAUUCAUGCAAAAGUGUGUUCGGAAAAACAACUCUCUGUCGACUGUCUUUGUACUUUCGAAUUAG
This is a messenger RNA of Caenorhabditis elegans, 951 nucleotides long. RefSeq names its product Serpentine receptor class gamma (gene srg-68). Bases 1 to 951 code for a protein of 316 amino acids. Gene Ontology annotation, molecular function: transmembrane signaling receptor activity. Gene Ontology annotation, cellular component: membrane. Lineage: Eukaryota; Metazoa; Nematoda; Chromadorea; Rhabditida; Rhabditidae. The record is from RefSeq and is marked reviewed. Gene Ontology annotation, biological process: sensory perception of chemical stimulus. The transcript has 5 exons.